This is a messenger RNA of Leguminivora glycinivorella, 2724 nucleotides long. RefSeq names its product proclotting enzyme-like. NCBI's taxonomy places the organism in Eukaryota, Metazoa, Arthropoda, Insecta, Lepidoptera, Tortricidae. The record is from RefSeq and is a predicted model, not a curated record. Gene Ontology annotation, molecular function: serine-type endopeptidase activity. Gene Ontology annotation, biological process: proteolysis. Bases 221 to 2044 code for a protein of 607 amino acids. The transcript is spliced from 7 exons.
GCACGCUCACAACAGCCCACGAAAGUGAGCGCGCCACACGUAUUUAAAAAAGUUAACUGUCAAAAUCUCCCGCCAAAAACCAUAGACACUAAUUUUUUUUAAAGGUUUUAUAUCUUUUUAAAUAGCAUCGAACCUUUAUGUGGAGUGCAGCGUUUCAUAAUUGUGGGUGUUAUAGUAUGUGGUGAAAGUGGUGUGACGCAACGUUACGGUCGGAGCAGACAUGACGGAAAUCGGUUUUGGAACGCAGUGUCUUACUGUCAUCGGUUUCCUAAAUGUCAUAACGCAAAUAAGAUGCCAGUAUCCAGCUCUUCACCCGGUGUCGUUUGCGCAGACCCCGGCUGAAUGGCACAACCCGCAACAACCCAGGAACCCGCCCUGGCAGUUCUCCGCGCCGAGGAAAAGGUCCCCCGACUCCAUGCAGAUAUACUACAACACACACACCACACAAAACCAUGGCCCGUUUGGUAACGCACCACAUUUUCAACCAAACUACCAAAGUUACCACAACCAAGGCCCUCAGAAUUACCAAAGCAGAAGUUCAAUCGACCUCAUUCAUUCAGAAACCAGAGAUAACCCAAGCGAUCCACGAUUGCUCUCCGAUUCUGCUUUCACCAGGAUAUCAGAAACUUUAGGUGCCAUAAACACAGUAGGCCAUUAUCUUGUUGAUAUGGUCAAUGAGGAGGAGAAAGACGAGUCCGAUCCAAAUCUUAAACAACUUCCACAAGCCUUGUACACCAUAAGCAAAAAUGUCUUAGGGAGAAACGUUACAGACAAAAUAGCUCCUAUAGUUAAAAAGGCGCUACCAAGAGUCUUACCUGAUGCCCCAAUCACAAAAAUUGCUACAGGAGAUACGCAAGACUCAAAAUCAUGUACAACGCCCGAUGGAGAAGCAGGAAUAUGCGAGGACCUGAGCAACUGUCCUCAACUUCUUCUGAACUUAAUAAGUCUCCGAGAAUCUCUCUGCUUCAAAGACCUAUUUGUCCCUGGAGUAUGUUGUCCUAAAAACGCUAUAGUGACCACAACGCCAGCAAUCGAAACACCGGUAGUAGCGACAACUACCAAGCCGACUUACCUGGUCCCAGUGACUACUCCUCGGCCUUCCAAAGCUACGACGACUAAGAGGCCAUCGGCGGUGCUCGUGUUGACGACGAAACGGCCGCGGCCCGCGACGACGCAAAGGCCUUCAAGCGUGACGACUGCUAGACCGCCUUCUACUACGUUCGCAACAGUACCGCCUCCUGUUAUCGCUAACUUCUCAAACAUUGUCGAUAUAAGCGAGUGCGGGCAGCGCGAAGACGAAGGCGGCCGCAUAGUAGGCGGCACAGAAUCGGCCCCCGGCGCAUGGCCUUGGAUGGUCGCCAUAUACCUUCACGGGAAUAAGAGAAGAGAAUUCUGGUGCGGUGGCACUCUAGUGGGGACAAGACAUGUGCUUACAGCUGCGCAUUGCACCAGGGACUCUAAGCAAAGACCAUUCCCACCACGACAGUUCAGCGUGCGUCUAGGAGACGUGGACCUGAUCCGAGAGGACGAGCCGUCCAGACCAGUAACGCUGCGUGUCGUAGCUGUGAGGGCCCACGAGCAGUUCUCCAGAGUGGGGUACUACAAUGACAUCGCUGUGCUGGUGCUUGGCGAAAGCGUCCAAAAAUCCAAAUACGUGAUCCCCAUCUGCCUUCCCACGCCCGACCUAUACCGGCGUCAGUUCGACGGCGCCGUGGGAACCGUGGUGGGAUGGGGCACCACUCGCUACGGAGGCACCGAAAGCUCGAGGCAGCUGGAAGCGAAGCUGCCUGUGUGGAGGAAUGAGGACUGCGACAAGGCGUACUUCCAGCCGAUCACUGAGGCGUUCUUAUGCGCUGGGUACGCUAGAGGCGGGGUGGAUGCGUGUCAGGGUGACUCAGGCGGACCACUGAUGCUGCAAGUGAACGGUCGCUGGACGCAGAUCGGCGUCGUGUCGUUCGGGAACAAGUGUGGAGAACCAGGCUACCCUGGAGUGUACACCCGCCUCACGCAUUACUCUGGCUGGCUGAACCAGCAUCUAGUUUAGGAACAUUUAUCAUCUAUACUGGAUUCACUGUCUCUUAGAUUCCCAAUAUUUACCUAAACGCCGAGGUUCUGGACGCAAAUAGGCGUCGGAAACAAAUGUGACAAACCAUAUUGUGUCUUUAUGAGUAUCAUUUUAGGUAUGUAGAAUCUCUAUCCAUUUCCACCUAAACGUCACGCGUCAUAUACCAGCUGCUGGACGCAAGUAGUUUAAACUAAACUAAACCUAGUCUAUGUUUAUGACUUCCCCAACUUGUAACUUCUAUACCUUGGAGUAAUUCCAAAUAUUUAUAUCACAUUAAAAGCUUCCAACGCAAAAUUGCAUAGCAUUGCAAUAGGUACAGCGUGAAACUGAUAUUUCGAUGUCCAGCAAUUCAGCAGAAAAGACGAUGACAGAUUUUUUUAAAGUUAAGAAAUAUGCUAACUUUAAAAUAUAACCCAGUUACCAACUUACAGAAAAUAUUUAGUCACUAAGAUAAUUUUGCCAUAAACAACGAAAAUAUGUGGCAUUCAUAUUUAUUCAAAACUUUUCUGGCUUUCUAUUUAUUGUGCUUUUAAAUCGGUACUGGAUAAUGUUUUGUGAUAAAACUAAUUUGACUGUUAAUUAUAGAACUUGAUUGUAAGUAAUAAGAAAUAGAUAGGUAUUAGCAUAUGUUAAAUAAUAAGACCAAUAAAUAAUGUAAA